AUGUUUCCGUCUAAAAUAGCAGAUUAUACUCAAAGGAUUGUGGUGAUUGGUCUGGCAGGGCUAACAGUCUGGACCAUGUAUGGUGCAACGAUUUCCGCCAUAUCACGACUAGAAAAAGUGAAGCAAUUGAAAACAAACGAAGAACUGCAACAGAUUAAAACGGAUACGGGAACGCACGUUUCCGAUAAGCCUUCAUCAUCUUCGCCAUCGACAAAUACGUAA
Paraglomus occultum is the source of this 222-nucleotide messenger RNA. NCBI's taxonomy places the organism in Eukaryota, Fungi, Glomeromycota, Glomeromycetes, Paraglomerales, Paraglomeraceae. The record is from the annotation of a GenBank genome assembly.